AUGGGUGUCUUUGGGAUGGGUGUCUUUGGGAUGGGUGUCUUUGGGAUGGGUGUCUUUGGGAUGGGUGUCUUUGGGAUGGGUCUCUUUGGGAUGGGGGUCUUUGGGAUGGGUCUCUUUGGGAUGGGGGUCUUUGGGAUGGGUCUCUUUGGGAUGGGUGUCUUUGGGAUGGGGGUCCUGGAGCAUCCUGGGGCAGAUCAACACUGGAUUGGAAGCACUUCAGUGGGAUGUGAAAAUAUGAAUCUGCGGCCCGUUAGCUUCUGUCCAUCCGCUCAUCCAGAGAUCCAGCCGUCGCACCCGCACAAAGAUAACCCCUCGACCCCGCUGGCGGCCCUAAUCCCCCCCUUUUCGCCCCCUUGUUUUUUUCCCACAACGAAACAAGUGUAUAGCAACCUGCCUCCACAUCACAUGGCCACUUCAAAGACCCGGCCAAUCCUCCGCCAGGAUCAGCGAUGCAAGAGCGGCGUGGCUCAGUGUGUUUGA
Molecule: messenger RNA, 480 nt
Organism: Knipowitschia caucasica
Lineage: Eukaryota; Metazoa; Chordata; Actinopteri; Gobiiformes; Gobiidae
Source: the annotation of a GenBank genome assembly